Paramecium tetraurelia is the source of this 2313-nucleotide messenger RNA. RefSeq lists its product as uncharacterized. The transcript is spliced from 6 exons. The record is from RefSeq and is a predicted model, not a curated record. Lineage: Eukaryota; Ciliophora; Oligohymenophorea; Peniculida; Parameciidae. Gene Ontology annotation, cellular component: intracellular membrane-bounded organelle; membrane. Gene Ontology annotation, molecular function: P-type calcium transporter activity; ATP hydrolysis activity; ATP binding. Gene Ontology annotation, biological process: calcium ion transmembrane transport.
AUGAGCAGAGUAAAUCUCAUUGAAAAGAACUCUGAUUCUGAGUUAGUUCGCUAAGGGGAGGACGGAGACUUCAAAAAUCUGUUUAAACUUGACAAUAUUCGAGAAGGGGCUUCUUUAGGACUCGUAUAAUAAUUGGGAGGAGAACAAGGAUUGGCAAAAAUAUUUCAAGUAGAUUUGAAGCGUGGUGUACAAGACGAAGAAUAAGCAAGCACGCUGAGAAAUAGAUACGGAGCUAAUUUACCUAUUGUAAAAGAGUUAACACCUUUAUGGAAAUUAAUUGUAGAGUGUUUGGGUGAUACAAUGUUGUAGAUUUUAAUUGUAGCAGCAAUUGUAUCGACAAUUUUGGGGAUAAUCGAAGGUGAAGGUGGAUGGUAUGAAGGCUUAACUAUAUUUUUGGCAAUCUUCUUGAUCAUCGGAAUUACAGCAGGCAACAACUAUGCAAAGGAGAGACAAUUUGCUAAAUUAUAAUCAAAGCUGGAUGAGGGAAACGUGUAAGUAAAGAGAGGUGGAAGUGUAAUAACAAUUAGCAAUAAGGAUAUUGUGGUUGGUGACGUCUUAUUAUUUUAACUUGGAGAUAUUUUCAAUGUAGAUGGACUGUAUUUGAGUGGCAGCGAAGUGAAGAUAGAUGAAUCCGCAAUGACAGGGGAGUCUGAUGAAAUGCUGAAGGCAUCACUUGAUGUAUGUUUGAAGGACUAAAAAGGAAAAUCACCAUUUUUGAUGUCAGGAACCAAGGUUAAUGAAGGAACAGGAGUAAUGUUGGUGUUGUAAGUGGGUGAGAAGACAGUGCAGAAUGAAAUGAAGAGAUUAGGUGAAAGUGACAGUACACCGACUCCUUUGCAAGUAAAAUUAGAAGCAGUGGCAGAAACUAUAGGUAAGGUAGGUGUAAUUGUGGCAAUAUUAACAUUCGUUAUUCUGUUGGUUCGACUAUUCAUAGAAUAUGCACAGAAUGAUGAAUAGACAUUUUGGGAAUAAUUUUGGCAUCUGGAUUGUCUCCAAAGAAUACUCAAAUUUUUCAUGAUCGGUGUUACUAUUAUCGUUGUGGCUGUUCCAGAGGGUCUACCUUUGGCUGUUACUAUUACCUUGGCCUUUUCGGUGAACAAAAUGAAAGAUGAAUAAAAUUUAGUUAAGACUCUUGCCUCUUGUGAAAUUAUGGGAGGAGUCAACAAUAUUUGUAGUGAUAAAACUGGUACUCUGACAAUGAAUACGAUGCAAGUCAGUUCAUUUUUUGGUUAAGGUUCUAAUUAUAAGGAUUAUCAAUUACCAUAAAUCAAAGAAUUAUAGAAAGAUUAUUUAGAUCUCUUGGCUGCCAGCAAUCUCUAUAAUUCAAAUGCAUAUCCAAAAAGAGGAAUUAAUGGAAAGUUUGAAUAGAUAGGAAACAAAACAGAAUGUGCUUUGAUAGAGUUUUGCGAUAUGUUAGGUUAUUAGCUUUCGAGUUAUAGACCAUCAGAUAAUAUCUUAAGAGUGAUUCCUCUAAAUUCAAAGAGAAAGAUGAUGAUUACAAUUGUCAACCAUAAUAACAAGAUAUAUUUAUUCAGCAAAGGUGCUCCUGAAAUGGUAUUGAAAAAAUGCACUAAAUUUAUUAAUUCAAAUGGAGAUGAAGUCCAAUUGACACCUUAGGAUGCAAAGAACAUGUUGACAAUAAUUGAAGAUUAUGCUGGUUAGGCACUUAGAACAUUAGGAAAUGCUUACAAAAUAUUAAAUUACCAUCUCGAAUAUGAUUUCGAAUCUAUUCCAGAAGAAUAUCUUUUAAAUGAUUUGACUUUAAUAAAUAUAGCUGGAAUCAAAGAUCCUGUUAGACCUGACGUACCAAGUGCUAUUUAAUAGUGUUAUAGAUCAGGAAUAAUAGUAAGAAUGGUAACAGGUGAUAACAUUAAUACAGCCAAAGCUAUUGCAAGAGAUUGCAAAAUUCUAGGACCAGAUAGUGACUUACAUGAAUAUGAAGCCAUGGAAGGAUCCUAAUUUAGGUAAUUGACUGGCGUUGAAGUACAAGAAGUCAAGAAUCUCUUAAAAUUUUAAGAAAUUGCUGUUCACUUGAAGGUAUUGGCAAGAGCAACACCUGAGGAUAAAUUUAUAUUGGCAACAGGAUUGAAAUAACUAGAUAAUGUGAUUGCAGUGACUGGAGAUGGAACUAAUGAUGCUCCUGCUUUAAGGAAGGCAGAUGUUGGAUUUGCUAUGGGUAUCACAGGUACAGAUGUUUGUAAAGAUGCUGCCGACAUCAUAUUAUUAGAUGACAUUUUAGUUCCAUAAUCACUGCAUGCAAAUGGGGAAGAAAUAUCUAUAAUUGUAUUCGUAAAUUCAUCUAAUUUUAAUUGA